Messenger RNA from Syngnathoides biaculeatus (alligator pipefish), 972 nucleotides. It is a transcript of the gene mthfs, whose product is annotated as 5,10-methenyltetrahydrofolate synthetase (5-formyltetrahydrofolate cyclo-ligase). Gene Ontology annotation, cellular component: mitochondrion. Bases 355 to 957 code for a protein of 200 amino acids. Gene Ontology annotation, molecular function: 5-formyltetrahydrofolate cyclo-ligase activity. The record is from RefSeq and is a predicted model, not a curated record. NCBI's taxonomy places the organism in Eukaryota, Metazoa, Chordata, Actinopteri, Syngnathiformes, Syngnathidae. The transcript has 3 exons. Gene Ontology annotation, biological process: folic acid-containing compound biosynthetic process; tetrahydrofolate interconversion.
AUAAUAAUCAUCUGAUUAAAAGUGACACACGUUGUUGGUAGCUCUUAUCUGUCUUCCAAAUUGUUGUUCGGUUGUGCGUGUGCGCGUAAGUGAUUAUGCCAUUUGUUAAAAAGCGCAUUUACUUGCAUUCCAGAUUGGCCACAUCCAGUAUGGCAAACGCGCUGACACUCGCAGCAGCAAACAUACUCGUCAAAUGAGUGAUCUAUUUUAGCUGUUUAUUGUGUCCAAGCUCUUCUUCCACCGGUUCGCAUGACGGCGUCGCUUUACUGUCAUGUGUUGAGAGUUAAUAUUUAAUAAGCUUGCGAAAGUUAAAGUCACCAAGUAGACUUUGUGCUCACGUCUACAAAAGCAAAAAUGGCCUCUAUGCGGGCAGCUAAACAAGCGCUUAGAAAAGAAAUAAAGCGACGGGUUGCACUCUUAAGUGAACAAGAGAAACAGCGACAGUCUUCUAUUGUCUGCCAAAAGCUCAUCAAACACCCAAAGUAUGUGGCUUGUAACCGUAUUGCAGUCUUUCUCAGCGUGAAUGAUGAAGUGCGCACUGAGGAAAUCAUCAAAGAUGUCUUUAAAUUGGACAAAAGCUGCUUCAUCCCCAGAUAUGACCAGAGUAGCAACCACAUGGACAUGCUGAAGCUUAAUAGUAUGCAGGACAUGACAACACUUCCAAAGACAUCUUGGAAUAUUUUACAGCCAGCUGAAGAUGACAAGACCAGAGAGGAAGCAUUGUCUACAGGAGGUCUGGAUCUCAUCUUGGUGCCAGGUCUUGGCUUUGACCUAUCAGGGAAGCGUUUGGGCAGGGGGAAAGGUUUCUAUGACACCUAUCUGCAGCGCUGCUUCCGGAACCCCAAAGGCAAGCCCUACACAAUCGGCUUGGCCUACAAAGAGCAACUGUGCACGGACAUUCCUAUUGACGACAAUGACGAGCUCAUUGAUGAGGUCCUCUAUGAAGAGGAGCAAUAAAAGUUAUUGAUGCUA